AUGUUGGCUUUUAAUAACACUUUCUUUAAUUGGCCCACUUUCUCCUUCAUUGGUAUUCCUGGUCUGGAGGCUGCACAUAUAUGGAUCUCCAUCCCCUUCUGUGUCCUGUACCUCAUAGCCCUUGUGGGUAAUGCUGUUCUUCUUAUCCUAGUUAGAGCAGAGAAGAACCUUCAUGAACCUCAGUUCUAUUUUUUGGCUAUGCUAGCCCUUACUGAUCUAGGCCUUUCAUUGUCAACAAUGCCUAGUGUCUUGGCUAUCUUCUGGUUUGAUGUCCGUGACAUUGGCCUUAAUGCCUGCCUAACCCAGAUGUUCUUCAUCCACACCCUCUCCUCAGUAGAAUCAGGUGUCCUGGUGGCCAUGGCUUUUGACCGUUUGGUAGCUAUCUGUGCUCCAUUAAACUAUACCAAGAUCCUUACCCACUACACCGUUGCCUGCCUUAGUGGAGCUGCCCUCAUACGAGGUGCCACUCUGCUGGCUCCUCUGCCUUUUUUCCUUAGGACUUUUCCUUUCUGUGGGGCCAAUAUCCUGUCACACUCCUAUUGCUACUACCCAGAUAUGCUGAACUUAGCCUGUGGGGACAUUACCUUCAGCAGUGCCUAUGGAUUGGUUUUUGUUCUCUGCACAUUUGCAGUGGAUGUUGUCUUCAUCUUAGCUUCAUACAUGAAGAUCUUGGACACUAUUAUGAAGCUGGAGACUCAAGACAGAAACUGGAGGUCACUGCACACCUGUGCCUGUCACCUAUGCAUGGUGCUUAUGUUCUACCUGCCCCUAAUCAGCUUGGCAGUGCUGCAUCGUUAUACCCAGGACACUUCCCCAAUUCUGUAUACCACCAUGAGUAAUGCCUACCUCCUCAUGACACCACUGCUCAACCCUCUCGUCUAUAGUCUCAAAUCCCGGCAGAUCCAGGCUGCCCUGCGCAAGCGAUUUUGGGUGCAACGUGUCAUUGCUGGGGAAUGA
This is a messenger RNA of Lynx canadensis (Canada lynx), 957 nucleotides long. Its product is annotated as olfactory receptor 51I1-like. Lineage: Eukaryota; Metazoa; Chordata; Mammalia; Carnivora; Felidae. Gene Ontology annotation, cellular component: membrane. Gene Ontology annotation, biological process: G protein-coupled receptor signaling pathway. The record is from RefSeq and is a predicted model, not a curated record. The transcript has a single exon. Gene Ontology annotation, molecular function: G protein-coupled receptor activity; olfactory receptor activity. Bases 1 to 957 code for a protein of 318 amino acids.